ACUACAAUCUUUGCCACCUCUUCAAAAAAUCUUUGCCACCUCUUCAAAAAUCAACCCUUUCAUCAUAGUUUCUUCCGUCCCCAAAAGUGUCUAAAAAGCCACACAAAAGCCAAGUCUUAAGGACAUUAGCCGCACAUAAUCUUCUACAACUCCUCAUUUUCCUCCAACACACACACACACAGAACUCAACAAUGGCUGCCACCACUGCUGCUACCUUCACCCUCUCAAAACUCCUGAAAUCCUCAACCCCAAAACACCUUUCUCUUCUUUCCCCCCAAAAAUCCAAUCUUUUCACCUCCUCUUCCCAUUUCUCUCCUCUCCCACUCAAAUUCAAACAACCCCUCCACCCCUUACACUCUCUCAAACACUCCACCAUUUCAAGAAUCUCUGCAACCAUAUCCGUUGGUGACAAACUCCCCAACUCAACACUUUCAUACUUCGAUUCAUCCGAUGAGCUCAAGACCCUUUUAAUCUCUGACCUCACCAACGGCAAAAAGGUUGUCCUUUUAGCUGUCCCUGGUGCAUUUACACCAACCUGUUCCCAAAAACACCUUCCUGGUUUCGUGGAAAAAUCUAAGGAACUUAAGUCAAAAGGGGUUGAUACAAUUGCUUGUAUUUCAGUCAAUGAUGCAUUUGUGAUGAAAUCUUGGAAAGAGAAUUUGGGUAUUAAUGAUGAGGUGAUGAUGUUGAGUGAUGGGAAUUUGGAGUUUACUAAAGCUAUAGGGUGUGAACUUGACCUUAGUGAUAAGCCUGUUGGGCUUGGUAUUAGGUCUAGAAGGUAUUCUAUGCUUGUUGAAGAUGGGGUUGUUAAAAUCUUGAAUUUAGAGGAAGGAGGAGCUUUUAAUGUUAGCAGUGCUGAGGAUAUUCUCAAGGCUCUUUAGAAGGUUUUUAAAUUUCUGAGGCUAAUUCUUGGUUUUUAAGUUUUACUUAAUACUGAAUAAUACACUUGUUUUUAGGAGAUUAUGAAGCUUAGUUAUAAUUCUGGUUAUUUGGAA
Messenger RNA from Nicotiana tabacum (common tobacco), 995 nucleotides. Its product is annotated as peroxiredoxin-2B-like. Gene Ontology annotation, cellular component: cytoplasm. NCBI's taxonomy places the organism in Eukaryota, Viridiplantae, Streptophyta, Magnoliopsida, Solanales, Solanaceae. Gene Ontology annotation, biological process: cellular response to oxidative stress; cell redox homeostasis; hydrogen peroxide catabolic process. Gene Ontology annotation, molecular function: thioredoxin peroxidase activity. The record is from RefSeq and is a predicted model, not a curated record.